ACUUUCAUUUUAGCUAUUUUUGCUUCCCAAUUUCUGUGCCGCCUACUUCACAUUUUCAUCUCCGUACAGUUCCCAUCACCGAGAAUCCGAGAGAACACUCGCAACGCUAUGGCUACGUCGUUGGCAUUGAUGGCGGCUCGUCGAGCAGCUAUCUGUAAUCAGCUAUCGACUUCUAGCUCAUCCGCUCAAUCUGCGUCUUUUGUCACCCGCCGCGGCCUUGCAGGCGCUGCUGAUCACCAUGGACCUCCAAAGGUGAAUUUUUGGGAAGAUCCGAUGAGCCCAUCGAAGUGGAAGGAAGAACAUUUUGUACUUAUCUCCCUGGCUGGAUGGGCUACAGCAAUCUAUGGUGGAUAUAAAUUCUUUACCGGAGGAAAGAAGAAUAAGGAAGAGAAUGUGGUUCAAGCGUCUUAGUAAAGCUGGAACUUUUGGGAUGCAUUAGUGAUGAUGGGAUUUUGCUAGCAAUAAUGCAGUUGUUCUUUUUGAUGCCAUUUCUGGGAUUCAUCUUUAUCUAUUUGGAUGUCCAAUGCCUACUUCACGUUUAAUGUACCCUAAAUCUCUCCUCAACUACUGCACAAGUUUCUUUUAUGGACCGCAUUGAUGUGUGUUUAGUUGGCAGUAUGUGAGUUUAAUUUGCUAUCACUUGCAAUUUUGCAAAUAAAAGACUGAAAGAUGAUAACUUCCCACCGGCAUUUAUGUGAGUUUCUUUUAAGGGUCUAGUUUGCAUAGGGAUGAAAAUAUAGAUGAAAAGUAAAAGGGAAUAAUCUUUCAGGGAAAGUUAAAGAUAGAUUCAAUAUUUCAAUCUCUAUCAUACGUAGUAUUCCAUUUGUCUUGCUAAGAUUCUUCCAUCUUUCAUUUUUGAUCCGUCCAAUAAGAUUGUUUCAUACCAAAA
Cuscuta epithymum is the source of this 889-nucleotide messenger RNA. NCBI's taxonomy places the organism in Eukaryota, Viridiplantae, Streptophyta, Magnoliopsida, Solanales, Convolvulaceae. The record is from the annotation of a GenBank genome assembly.